AUGGUUCACACAGGUCUCUCCUCACUACCCUCACCACCAGCAGCAGCAGCAGCAGCAGCAGCAGCAGCAGCAGCAGCAGCAGUAGCAGUAGCAGUAGCAGUAGCAGUAGCAGCAGUAAGAGCAGCAGCAGCAGUAGCAGCAGUAAGAGCAGCAGCAGUUGCAGUAGCAGCAGCAGCAGUAGAAGCAGCAGCAGUAGAAGCAGCAGCAGCAGUAGCAGCAGCAGCAGCAGCAGUAGUAGUAGCAGCAGUAGAAGCAGCAGCAGCAGCAACAGCAGCAGUAGCAGUAGCAGCAGUAGCAGCAGCAGCAGUAGCAGUAGCAGCAGUAGCAGCAGCAGCAGCAGCAACAGCAGCAGCAGAUUGGGCUUAUAUCAAAAAAAAAAAAAAAAGAUAUUCUUACACCUAA
Molecule: messenger RNA, 402 nt
Organism: Eimeria mitis
Lineage: Eukaryota; Apicomplexa; Conoidasida; Eucoccidiorida; Eimeriidae
Exons: 2
Coding region: 1-402 (133 amino acids)
Source: RefSeq, a predicted model, not a curated record